This is a messenger RNA of Haliotis rubra (blacklip abalone), 3387 nucleotides long. RefSeq lists its product as uncharacterized. Gene Ontology annotation, molecular function: G protein-coupled receptor activity. The transcript has a single exon. The coding region runs from base 1076 to 2131 and encodes 351 amino acids. The record is from RefSeq and is a predicted model, not a curated record. NCBI's taxonomy places the organism in Eukaryota, Metazoa, Mollusca, Gastropoda, Lepetellida, Haliotidae. Gene Ontology annotation, biological process: G protein-coupled receptor signaling pathway. Gene Ontology annotation, cellular component: membrane.
UGGAGGCAGAACUAUAUCUAACGCUGAGGUGGAGGAAGCUGUACUUCAUUGCUGGUGGGCAGAGUAGAAGUCGUGGAUGUAGUUCUGCGGACGUACUGUGUUAUUAACUGCUACCGUGUCGCAAAGUGUGAACAAUAUAUGAAGUAUAUUCGUCAACAGAUGAGUGGCACAGGCAUCGUGUAUGGAGAUUGUAAUGCUGUAUUGUCAUGUUUAUAUGACAGAACUUUAAAUAUAUAACCUCUCCAAUUGUGAGUCUACCAUGCUGAUAUUAAGGGCAGAUGCUGAGUGAUUAGUCAUUAGAGUGACAGAGCAAGAGUAGAUUAAAUUGUAUGGACAUAAGUAAUAUGACCAUGAAGUUCCCAGGACGGAUACUUUAACAGAGGAAGCAUCGCACAUAUCAACAGAGGAUCUGGAUUUAGCAAAUGGUUUACAAGGCUAGUUAAAGGCAGGAUCAUUAAUCGUUGGCAGAACCUUCGCGGAAGUGAAUAAUUGCCGGGAGGAAUAUACGUUCGGAGAUUAUUCCAGUUUAUGAAGCCUGAGUGAUUUCCUAUGGGAUCGCAUUAUCAGGCAGCCAGUGAACCCUUCUCUGAAAUGAACUGCAUAAUUUCUAUGCGCACAGAAACGACAUGUCCUGAAGUACUACUACUCAUCAAAACAAUCUGAAAGAAUUUAGAAAUGAAUACAAGUGAUGUUCUUACAUGUAUGACAUGCCACGUGGAAACAUCAUUCGGUAAUGACGUUCUUGACAAGUACAUGCUUCAAGUGAACUUGCCAGAAGGUAUGCAUCCCAUGUCAUUAUCUGGUCCUCCGGCUAACCUGUAGCCUUUAUGUCCUUCCUGAGUCUCCGCAUUCAGUACUGAUUAAAGAUCCCCACACACCGACCUAAUUUGAGGACUGCAUUGUAGUAUGGUUCGUGAGAUGAGGAACUGUAAUGCCGAUAGCUAUAGAACCGGGGUCAUGUUACGGCUAUACAAAUAGGCAACACUGGGAUUUGCUCGUGGGAAUGUGUUUGAUGGUCUUGUUGUGACACACGGAAUCGGAACACCAAAUGGAUUUAAAGUGAAUAUCAUACAUUAUGUUGGAGGAGACAUUUUCAAAUGUCACGUUUCCGGGUGGAGCCGAAAAUUUGGAAAAACGUCAGUUCCAUUGGAUCUUUAUUGUUCUGGAAGUGACAUUUGAUGUGGUGAUAAUCACUGGUGAUGUAUGCUUACUUUUCCUGUAUUUCACUAGGAAGUUGUUGGGACAAUCAACAAACAUACUGGUAUUUUCAGUAGCUGUUGGUGACCUUAUCACAGCUAUUGUAACAAUACCUUUGGAUAUAUUACAAAAGUUUGUCAACGAUCUUUCACCAUAUCUGUGUAAAAGUUACUUCUAUUUUUCGAACGUGGCUCGAACUGCAAUCAGCUAUAGCAUUCUAAUGCUGGCAAUGGAAAGAAUCAUGGCUGCGUUGAAUCACAAGGUGCGUUUACUGUCUCCAGGAAGAUGUCUAUUUUUCACAAGUCUGAGCUGGUUCUUCGCUGCGUCCUACAACAUCUGGUCCUUGGUAUUAUACUCUACAGAGUACUACGACUUCAACACUACACCACCUACACGUGUUGCCUUGUGUUUUGUUUCGGAGUCCUUCAUGUAUCUCUACCAGAUAUUUCUUGUCCUGGAUUUCCUUAUUAUUUUCUUAUUUCCAUCAAUCGGAACUUUCGGUCUGUUUGUGAUUUUUGUAACUCGGAAUCGGAAUGCUUAUCAGCCAGGUAGGCCAUACAAACCUUCCUUGUCGGUAAUAGUAUUUACAUUCGCUCUUUUUGUAUGUUUUGUAGCUUGUCACCUACCGCUGGAGAUCAUUUCCUUUUUAAUCGAUCACAGAGCGGCGUCGUUUUUAACCAAUGACGCCAGUGCCUACAAAGUGCUUCAAAUGUUCUCCUUUACACGAGGCUUCUGGGACCUGUUUAUUUUCGGUGCCUUUCGGCAUUACGUGUGCAGAAAAGAAAAGGCAUUAGCCCAAAUGCGGGAUCAGAGGUCCAAGCAGCAGUGUUUGUCACUGGACAUUCCCCAACAAGCUUUUUCCACAAGCUUACUGGACAGUGACCAGGAAGUGUCUGCCAGGAACUCCCACUCCAGUGGUGACUCAAGGCAGUAACGGUAGCAUGGCUGACUUUAAUCUCUGUAACUGUAGUGGUGACAGGCACAACAUCACAAGUGCUCUUCAUGCUGCAUGCUACAUCCCCUGCCACUGACAGGAAGACCAACAUUAUACAUGCUUAUCUGUCAGAUUGAUGUGAUUCAAGGACAACGUAUCCUGGCAGGAAUUUUACUUUUCUUUUCUGAAAACAAUUAUUUUCUCCUCAAUGAACUAGCACAUAUGUCCGUGUUAAUAAGGAAGUCGCUACUAUCGAUUAUAUGUAUAAAUGCCUGUACGCGCGUUUCGUUUUGAAAUAUUGAUAUAAAAAAUUCUGCCAUAAUGCAGACCUUUCACAAACGAAACAAUUGUAAAUCCUGACUUGUGGAGAUGGGUAUCUUAUGAGCAUAAAUGAAAACUGUGCUUGCCUUUGUUGAGUUUCAAGAUUUUGAUCCACGUAUUCAAUAAUUGUAAAUUGUGAAGUCUUAGAUGCAUAUUUUAUUGUAUAGAUGAACAGAAUAUUGUUUGCAUCGGCUUCAAGUACGAACUAUGUGUAAUGAAUACCAGAGAGUAUGUGAAACUUACCUACACGCUUUUCAGUAUUUUGUGACGAGAAGAUGUCUGAACCCUUUAAAAUGCCAAAUGUUACCAUGACAAUGACUUAUAUAAAAUGUCAAUUUGAUCUAACUUCCAACGUAUUGGCAUAUAUUGACGUAUUUUUAACACUGCACAGUAUAUCACCCGGGAGUAAGUAUUUUUAUCCAGUGCUUUAACACAGAUUAUCAAUCUGUUCCGUAACUUGUCCCGGGGCAGUUGUCCUAUUGAUGAGACCAUCCAAACUUGAAAAUACCAACGUGAAGGGUGCAUGGUGCAUGUCACACAAUGUCAUCAUUUCAAAAACGUCUGCAUUGAAGGAAAUGUGUCAUAUUAACCAAUAUUGUCAAUGUUUCCCAUGAGUUUAUACUCGUACAUGUACCAUCCGUAUAUAUGACUUGCUUGAUAUUCAUUAUUUUUACUUGUAUUUUAUAUUCCAAGACACAACGAUGGUGAAUAUCUAUUUUGAUAUGAAAUACACCAUUUAACAUAAAAAUGCUCAUGUUAUGUACAUUUCAAGACUGAAGAAGUAAAUACAGAAUAUGAACAGUGGCAUAGUGAAGAGAACCUUUAUUGCCAAAGUGUCCGGUGUUUGGUGAGAUGUAAAUAUGUGGUACUCUACGAUUCAAUAAUAUACAUACGUCUAUCUCUAUGUACAAAAGGGCAAUAAAUAUUUAUCGCAA